Molecule: messenger RNA, 3874 nt
Organism: Penaeus indicus
Lineage: Eukaryota; Metazoa; Arthropoda; Malacostraca; Decapoda; Penaeidae
Product: soluble guanylate cyclase 89Da-like
Exons: 15
Coding region: 808-2580 (590 amino acids)
Biological process (GO): response to oxygen levels; nitric oxide-cGMP-mediated signaling; cGMP biosynthetic process
Cellular component (GO): guanylate cyclase complex, soluble
Molecular function (GO): heme binding; guanylate cyclase activity
Source: RefSeq, a predicted model, not a curated record
CCGUUGCAGAUCCGUUGCAGAAACCGCAGGUACGAGGAAGAGGAAACAAGACAGUGAAAAAGAUAGUGAGAAAGAAUUCCACGAAAUAAACAAAUGGUAAAGACUAUUUUUUUUUCUCCAUUCUUCGGCCUGUUCAAGCUUUCGUAAAACCGCUGGAUGAAGGAAGAGUGAAUUUGAUGGGUAUCUUUCAUGUUGACUUGAAAAGAGAACGAUAGAAAGAGAGAGAAUUGAGAGAGACGAGAAAAGACGAAAAAGGACAAAGGGAUAGAAGGACAAAGUCGGUUUAUCUCCAUUUCUCAAACUUAAUAUUUAUUUUUCAUUUGUUGUUUUUUCCUCCAUUCAUCAACCAGAGACACAGACCAAGUACAAAAGUAAUAAUAAUAAGUAAUUAGCUGUAACAAAUAGGGAAAAAUAAAAAGAACGAAAGAUAAAAAGAGAGACAGAAGGAAAGACAAAGAUAGUGAAGUAAGCGAAAGAAAAAACAAAGAAAAGUAAAGAGAAAGACCGAUAAAAGAGGGAAAAGUCGAAUUGCAACAAAACGCAGGAGGCAACGCAACAGUUGUCAGUGAAUAGAUUUAUCAUCAACAAAACUUCCUUUCAAGUUUACUUUCGGUAAAGGAAAGGGAGAGAGUGAAAGAGAUAAGAUAAAGCGAGGAGGAAGGAACGGAAAGAAGGGAAGAAGAAAGAAUCAAGCUCAGAAGAAAGGGAGAGAGUAAAAGAGGAAGACAAUCGAGGAGGAAGGAACGGAAGAAGGGAACAAGAAAGAAUCAAGAUUAGAAGAAAGGGAGAAAACAAAACGACACCAAGAUGUAUGGGAUGUUAUUGUCGAGUAUUAUGCACUUCGGCCAGGACGAAUUCGGCGAGCUGACGUGGGAGAGGGUGAAGGAGGAAGCAGGUUGCAAGACGACCGAGUUCACCAACCAGAAAAUCUACGACGACAACCUGAUCAUACGUCUGGCAGAGGCGUGUGCGAGUAUCGUGGGCCAAGGCGAUCACCUGGAUUACCUCAGGGUCUUUGGCAGAUGGUUCGUGAGGUUCUGCAGCGACCGGAACUACGACAAAAUGCUUAGGAUAACCGGGAGGCACUUCUGCCAGUUCCUCACCGAGAUGGACAACCUACACUCGCAGAUGAAGUAUGGCUUUCCGAAGAUGAAGUCCCCCUCGAUGGUCGUCACCGAGUAUGACUCAGGCGGUGCUGUCCUCCUCUACCGCUCCGUUCGAAAGGGUUACUCACAUUACCUCAUGGGUGAGCUAGACUUUCGCAACGACGGUUUCAUGCAAGAUAUGUUGCAACGGAGGGCGGGUUUCAACAGGACUUCUCUGCCAAGCUUCACUCUCGGGAAAUUGUUCCGCCUCUUCCCCUUCGGCAUCGUGCUUGGUCCGGAGCUCAAGAUUCGUCUCGCCGGGGAAAGAAUUCUUCAGAUGCUGGGGAAGGAGAUGCUCGAAUCCGAUUUCCUCGAUCACUUCACCAUCCAGAGGCCUCACGUCAAGCUCUCGUGGGAAUCGAUGAUGAUGUUCCAGAGCGUCACGUGGGAAGUGGAGUCCAAGAAAUUACCGAAGAUCAACACCACUAACGUCAUGAUGCCCGACGGAAGUUAUAAAUCUAACACACUCUCUUGCGUCAACGAUAUGCCAACCCGCCGAGGCUCCAGCCAGGCUCCUUGGACAGGCGAGAGGUCGUCCUUGGAAUCUUCCCGUGGGCUCCUCCUCAAGGGCCAGAUGUACAUCCUCAAGGACUGCAACAUCGCCCUCUUCCUCUGCAUUCCGCUUCUGAACAACCUGGUGGAGAUGCGAGAAACAGGUCUCUUCCUUAACGACCUGAGUAUGCACGACCUGAGCAGGGAAAUGGUGCUCUCUGGAUGGCAUCACUGUUCCAGACUCCAGAUCAUGUACAACCGCGCCGAGGAGGACUCCAACAAACUCGAGGACGCCUACAUGAAGGUCGAGGAAGCCAAGACUCGAGCUGAUGAUCUUCUGUAUUCCAUGUUGCCUCGUCAGGUUGCUGAUAUCCUACGUCAAGGGAAAAAUCCGCUGGAGACUUGUCAGGCCUUUGAGGAAGUGUCCGUCCUGUUCGCCGAAGUGUCUCUGAUGGAGGACCAGGACCUCACCCACACCGUCAACAAAGUCUACCAGACGAUUGAUAACAUAACUGACCAGUAUUCCGUCUUCAAGGUGGAGACAGUCCUGGGCGUGUACAUGGUGGUGGGCGGGGCACCGGAGUACCAGCCCGACCACUGUGCCCAGCUGGCGUCCCUCGCGCUUCACAUGAUCAGGCAGAGUGAAGAAUGCAAGACACAUAACCUGCGAAUUGGUAUCCACGUGGGCCCAGUGGUGGCGGGCGUCGUGGGCAUGAAACUACCGAGGUACUGCCUUUUCGGAGACACCGUGAACACUGCCUCGAGAAUGCAGACGAACAGCCAGGUCGGCAAGAUCCACAUCAGCGAGAUCUGCGCCAAGCACCUCGAGAGAUUCAACUUCGUCACAACAUUCCGAGGAAAGUUACAGAUUAAGGGCAAGGGCGAGAUGAACACGUACUGGCUGGAGGGGAGGAAGGAGAGUGCCAAGUCGUCGUGGAAGUGAUGGAGGAAGAGCCUUACCCGGUGCCUCAUCCCCGAGGGCGUCCCGGAGAGGUAUUCCCCUUCAGCGGGCGGCGACGGAGAGGCAGCGGCGGGGGCGGGGUUUUGUCGCCCGUAGAGAUUUCGGGUUGUUUGUGGAAAGGACGAUUUUUUUUUUUUUUUUUUUUUAUUCGUGACUAUCUUUCUUUUUUUGUUGUUGUUGUUUUUAGGAAUUCAAAAUGGUGUGUGUUUGUGUAUAUUUUUUCUUUAAAUUUAUAUUUAUGUAUAUCUUUUUUUUACGAAAGCUAAAUGAAUUGUUUUCUUCAUGUUAAACUUGUUGGGAAACGAGGAUGUAGAAAAAAGAUGUCCCACAAGUUCCGCUGUAAAGGAGAAAAUGUGUGUACCUUUUUCUCUCUUCCUCGGUGAAGAACAUGAACAUUCCAGUACCUGCGGAAAAUAAUCAAGAGGUACGACACGAGUAAUAGAAUAUGUAAGGCAAAAGUAAGCUUUAUAGACGUCCUGUCCUUAGUGCAAAUCCUUGUCUUGAUCGAGGGCCUUUGUUUGAAAAAAGAAAACUAAAGAGAGAUACUGCAUUUCAAUCAACAAGUUCUUCACACAAGCUUAGCGAAGGACCCGGCAGAAACGGCAGCUUUCGAAGUGCAUUAGGGUUCAGGAAAUGACUGUUCUGUGUCUUUGUGGAGAACCAAAUGUAUCGUUAGACUCGUGCAGUAUUUAUGGUAUUGUGUGAACGUCUGUGUUGUCGAGGCGAGAAACUGCUAGACUGUUAUUUGAUAGCUUAAAACAUAUCUGCCUUAAAUGUCUUUUUUGUGGGCACCAUAAUUACACUGUAUUUUAGUAAGUCCAUGCUAUUGUUAUUAUUUUUAUUUGUAUAGAUUCGAUCAUUUAAUAGAGAACAGGUUAUUAUAAUACAUUACAAAUUUAUUGGAAAACCAUUGCAGAAAGAAGGUGCUCAGUUAUUUAACAAGAGAUUUCCGUAGACCUAUCACAAUAAUGAAAGGAGGAUAAUAUAUAGAUUUAUAUAUACAUAUAUAUUUUCCUAUAGCGGAUGACUAGAGAAGAUAGAACUAUUUUUUAUUGAAUGGUAGUUCAGUGUUUAAUGUGGAUGUGAAAUAGAAUUGUAUUAGUUUCAGAGUGACAAGAUAUUUAAUUAAAUGCAUUUAGACACAUUCAUAAAGUAAGAGUUUGCCAAGGUGUGUCGUAAAUAGAUGAAGUAUUUAAUAACUUCAUUACGUGCUUUGUUUGUGUAGCUAGAGGUGAAGUAAUGCUGAGUGAUGAGAUAUUUAUCAAUGGAAUAAAGC